Fopius arisanus is the source of this 2391-nucleotide messenger RNA. It is a transcript of the gene PPO, whose product is annotated as phenoloxidase 2. Bases 189 to 2273 code for a protein of 694 amino acids. The record is from RefSeq and is a predicted model, not a curated record. Lineage: Eukaryota; Metazoa; Arthropoda; Insecta; Hymenoptera; Braconidae. The transcript is spliced from 9 exons.
CUCCCCAGUGAUCUUCAGACAACUCCCCUAAUUUUCCUCGAGCACUUUUUUCCCAAGUCCCCAUCACCCCGAGUCAAUCGUGAGAGCCAAGUUCCUUUGAUUAACCCCUCGAGCUUUCGUUGGAACGAUCACGCAGAAGGAAAACUGAGCCGAGUGUCAAUUGAGGAGUACUUUGAGUGAAAAGAGCAAUGGCGGGAAGUAACAAAGACAUCCUUUAUCUCUUUGAUCGUCCAUUCGAGCCGGUUUACGUUCCAAAGGGCGAGGAGAAAGUCGCAUUCGAUAUCCCCCCGGAAUAUUUGACCGAUAGGUAUCGACCCGUCGCUGUUUCCGUUUUAAAUCGCUUCAAUGAUGACACCAAUGCGAAGAUUUCGGUGAAACAGAUAAGCAUUCCUAAUCUGGAUUUGCCAAUGCAAUUAGGUAGACGUGAUCCAUUCUCCCUGUUUAUUCCUUCUCAUCGCAGGAUGGCUAGUAGACUCAUUGACAUUUUCCUCGGUAUGCGGACAUACGAGGACUUUUUGUCGAUCAGCGUUUACUGCCGGGAUCGCAUCAAUCCAAGUAUGUUCAUCUAUGCUCUGUCCGUUGCUAUUCUCCAUCGGCCCGAUACCAAGAAUCUACCGAUUCCAUCGCUCCACGAGAUAUUCCCUGAUAAGUACAUGGACGGUGGGAUAUUCUCGAGAGCCAAGGAGGAAGCCAAUGUGGUACCCGCUGGAUCGCGCAUUCCGAUCGAGAUUCCCCUUGAUUAUACGGCAUCAGAUCUAGACGAGGAACAUCGUGUGGCAUAUUGGCGCGAGGAUGUCGGCAUCAAUCUCCAUCAUUGGCACUGGCAUCUGGUUUAUCCCUUCGACGGUGACAGAAGCAUUGUGAACAAAGACAGACGUGGCGAGCUGUUCUACUACAUGCACCAGCAAGUAAUGGCCAGAUACAAUGCUGAACGGCUGUGUAAUCGUUUGCCACGUGUGAAGCGACUGAACAAUCUUCACGAGCCUAUACCAGAGGCUUACUUUCCAAAACUCGACUCUCUAGUUGCCAGCAGAACUUGGCCAUCGCGUCCAGCUGGUGCAAAACUCUACGAUAUAAAUCGACCAGUUGACCAAGUGCAAUUCGACCUCCAGGACAUGGAGAGAUGGAGGGAUCGCAUUUACGAAGCUAUUCACACGGGAUCGGUCAUGAAUGACCAGGGCCAGAGGGUGCAACUGACCGAGAAGGGUGGUAUUGAUGUUCUCGGAAACAUGGUUGAGGCUAGCAUUCUCACCCCCAAUCCAAAUUUAUACGGGGAUCUCCAUAACUUUGGACAUAUUGCUAUUUCCUAUUGCCACGAUCCUGAUCAUCGUUACUUGGAAUCAUUUGGGAUUAUGGGUGAUUCAGCAACGGCCAUGAGGGACCCCGUCUUCUACAGAUGGCACGCAUUCAUCAACGAUAUCUUCCUCGAGCACAAAAAUACUCUCCCAGCGUACGAGCGCAAUCAGCUGGACUAUCCGGGCAUUGAGAUCAGAGGACUCCAAGUGGCAACGCCAAAUCAACCUUCCAAUAUUCUAAUGACUUUUUGGAACAAGUCUGAUGUCGAUCUCUCAAGGGGUCUCGAUUUCACACCAAGAGGUCCGGUGCUUGCCAGAUUUACUCAUCUCAAUCACGCAGGAUUCACUUACAGAAUUGAUGUCAAUAAUCGAAAUAGUAACAAUCAGAUGGGUACUGUCAGGAUUUUUCUCGGUCCGAAGCACGACGAACGGAGCAUCCCCUUGAAUAUCCGAGAUCAACAGCAGCUCAUGAUUGAACUCGAUAAGUUCACUGUAACACUACGUCCCGGUCAGAACACGAUAACGAGAAGCUCGAAGGACUCGAGCGUGACAAUUCCAUUCGAGAAAACUUUCCGUAACCUGGAUAGCAAUAGGCCAUCAGGUGGUGAGAACCUGGAGCAAUUCAACCUGUGUGGAUGUGGAUGGCCACAGCAUAUGCUGUUACCUAAAGGUACUGUCGCAGGAUUCCCUAUGCAUCUGUUUGUCAUGAUUUCGGACUUCACCGGGGAUAUGGUAGAACAAGCUGAGCCAGUGGGAUGCAGCGAUGCUGGAAGUUACUGUGGUAUACGCGACAGAAAAUAUCCGGACGCUCGUUCUAUGGGUUAUCCAUUCGACCGCCGACCACGUGCCGGAGUUGAAAGCCUCCAGCAAUUUCUAACCCCUAAUAUGGCAGUGACUGAGAUAAGCGUUAAAUUCAGUGAUUCUGUGCUGCCACGAACACGUUCUGGUAGUGUAGAUAAUACUUUGACUUUUGUUUGAACUUUUCACAGGGAAAAAUAUUCAACUUGGGCUUGUCAUUGCGGGUUUCUCUCUACAUCGAAAAUUUCAAAAUUACCAAUAAAUAUUUCUACAACCAUAAUCGUUAAAAAAUUGUCAA